Cynara cardunculus var. scolymus (artichoke) is the source of this 711-nucleotide messenger RNA. RefSeq names its product protein LIFEGUARD 2-like. Lineage: Eukaryota; Viridiplantae; Streptophyta; Magnoliopsida; Asterales; Asteraceae. The record is from RefSeq and is a predicted model, not a curated record. Bases 1 to 711 code for a protein of 236 amino acids. Gene Ontology annotation, cellular component: membrane. The transcript is spliced from 4 exons.
AUGGGGAAGCAGGAAUUCGAUAUCGAAGCCCAGAAGCAUUAUCCGUCACAAAACGAAGAUCCCCAACUGCGUUGGGGGUUCAUUCGAAAAGUGUAUUCAAUCUUGACAUUACAAUUGCUUUUAACAGUUCUCGUGGCCAGUAUAGUAGUCGUGACUCCACGAAUUAACCAGUUUUUUCAUACUCGAACGGGUUUUCUCGUCUACAUCAUCAUCGCCAUUUUUACGAUGAUAAUUGGCCUUGUGAUGCAAUGUGUUCUGGAGCGUCACCCUGUAAAUAUGAUCAUGUUGGGCUUGUUUACGAUUGGGUUUUCGAUUAUGGUUGGGGUUUCUUGUGUGUUUUCCAACGGGAAGGUGAUACUGGAGGCUAGUAUUUUGACCACCGUGUUGGUGGUCAGUCUCACCCUCUUCACUUUCUGGGCAGCUAAAAGAGGAUAUGACUUCAACUUCCUUGGGCCAUUUUUGUUCGUCACACUCAUUUUGGUGUUGCUUUUCAGCAUGAUUCAGAUCUUUUUCCCAAUGGGAAGCUUAGUGAGGAUGAUAAUCUCAUUUGUGAUAGCACUUAUAUACUGUGGAUUCAUCAUAUACGAUACGGAUAACAUGAUUAAACGCUGCAGCUACGAUCAAUACAUCAUGGCCGCAGCCAUGCUCUAUAUCGACAUGAUACAACUGUUUAUUGCAUUGCUUCAGAUCUUGGGAUUCAUUGACGGUUAA